CCUUCAACCUGCCUGCGUACUCGCUACUGCGUGGGUGCUGCUCAUCGCUUGUCACACGUUUGGGGCCAAGCGCAAGCCCCAGCCGCACGCAAGGAUCACUCGUCGGUGGACCCCCUCCUCGCACCCCCCCAGACGAGCUCUGAAAUCUCGGCGACAAAUGGGCGAGAGGUCUGGAGGGGACUUGUACAGAGUACCAUUGGCGGUUUUUUUUUCCCUCGCGCCCGUCAGCCGUCAGUCUCACUGUGGCCGGUGACCGACAGACUGCAGCGAACAAUCGUGUGUAAUCGCAGGUGUUCCAUUCCGGCUGAGAGCGACGGGUGUCAUCUGACCGUCACCACCGCCCGCCCGCUCGUUCGUCGCCCGGUAACCGAUGGCGAGACAAGCAACGGAGAAGAUGGUGUCGUAGGUGCAAUACGAUGGAUGUUUUGA
Messenger RNA from Colletotrichum orchidophilum, 429 nucleotides. RefSeq lists its product as uncharacterized. The annotation marks the transcript as partial. The record is from RefSeq and is a predicted model, not a curated record. NCBI's taxonomy places the organism in Eukaryota, Fungi, Ascomycota, Sordariomycetes, Glomerellales, Glomerellaceae. The transcript has a single exon.